AUGGCGGCAUCUCUGUUCACCUACUCAUCAACAUCUCGAAGAGUCACUCCUGCCCCAAACUCUCCUCCACUUCCAAUUCACAUCAAGGCCACCAAUGUCGUAUUCAACCCUGACAUUCCAGAGGUUCAUCGAGGUCUUGGACUCGAUGAUUUCGUCAAUUUCUUGACUUCUUGCCGCCUCCGAUACGCAAUCAGUGACGUACCAUCCGAGUUCUUCCCUGAACAAGUAUGUGAGUUUUACUAUACUGCAACAGUUAAUGAAGAAAACAAUGCCAUCACCGGAACAAUUGGCCAUGGCAGACACUCCGUCUUUAUCACUGCAGAGCUUCUCAGCGCUGCUUUACGAUUACCUCUGUUCGAACCUUUUUCUGAACCCCCAACUAUUGAAAGAUGUAAACGCAUGUUUGAUCAACUGGGCUAUGAUCAUUCAAAGGCUGGUACUCGAUCAGCCCUUAUUUUGCGUCAGUGCAUGACCCCAGGAUGGAAGUUUUUCACUGGUGCCUUGUGCAAGUGUGUGGGCCACAAGUCUCGGAGUGGUGAUCAAUUGAGUAAUUAUGAGCAACAAGUCGUCUGCUCUCUUCUUCUCAACAAAAGACUGGAUUAUGGGGCACUAUUCUUUGAUCAGCUUGUUCAACUUCUACGUGCAAAUGUGCGUGCUGAUCAUGUUCCCUUUCCUCGCUGGAUUGCCCUGGUGUUCGACAAAUUCUUCGCUGCUGAUUAUUUUUCUCACUCUGGGAAUCCAAUCCAAUGCCCUCGCAUGUCCGUUCGCAUGUAUCAGGAUGAUCCUUUGGAUUCAGACAUUGGGAUCUCAGAUAGGAUGAGAGAAUGGAUUGCUCAUCCAUACACUAUGCCUUCUCUCUCAGCUGAUACUGAUGAAGGAGGUGCUGAUGGUGAUCAUGUGGAUCAUGCUGAUCAAGAAGUGGAUCGUUAUGAUGGCGGCCAUUCCUCCCUCCACCUUCUCCUCACCUUAUCCCUAUCACUGGUCCUGCCUCCUCAGCUCCACAGGAUCCCAUGUCUCAAGGGGAGCAACCAUCUCAGGGGGAUCAUCAGUCUCAGGGGGAGCAUUCUUCUCAAGGGAUGCCUCACUCUCCGGGGGAGCAUUCAUCCCCAGCAGCUCGCCACUUCUCUCCAAGGAUGCAAUCCAGCUUUCCAGUUGCUCCAGCAUGACUCACUCAACCCCGUUGAAGAAGCUGAUCCUGCGGGACAUGAUAGUCCAGCAGCUACUGAAAGGUUAUCUGAUGAUAGUGAGCAUAAUGAUGAACACGAAUCUGAUUCUGCGGGGCAUAGUAGUCCAGCAGCCACUGAGAAAUUAUUUGAAGAUAGUGAUGAUGACGAAGAGCGUGAUGAACCUGAUGAUGAAUGUCAAAUUUUUGACAUGAACUUUAUUGAUCCUCUCAUUCCAGUUCAGCAAGAAAGCUUAGAUGAUCUUGAAGAAUCUAUUCCGAUACUUGCCGAUCCUAUUGCUGAUUCAAUCAUUCCGGUCCAAGGAGAAGAUUCGGACAUUGCCAGUGAAGAAUCUCAUCGUUGUCUCGAAAGCGGAAAGUAG
Lactuca saligna is the source of this 1545-nucleotide messenger RNA. NCBI's taxonomy places the organism in Eukaryota, Viridiplantae, Streptophyta, Magnoliopsida, Asterales, Asteraceae. The record is from the annotation of a GenBank genome assembly.